ACAACUUUUCCAUAGUUGUCUUCUGUAUUUUUGCCUGAGUAAAAUUAGAGAGUUUUUUAUUUGCCAUCACUUUUAGAAAAAUAUUUAGCACUCAUUUAUUGACUGAUGUGUUGUUGUUCUGGUGCAUGUGAUUUUUACACUGACAGAGGGGAAGUGGAAGUACCUCAUAAUAGUUGUUGUUUUUUGUCUUCUAUCUGAGUAGAAAUCAGCAUCUUGAAAAUGAAGAGGCCAGAUGUGAUGAACAGCUCUUAAACCAGUUAACAUGCUUGCUUAGCUGGAAAAAAACUCUGAACAAUCUGAAACUAUUCAAUUUGCAAGGUGCUAGACUGUAUUAACUAGCUAAGGGUUUGCUUUGUACUCUUAUACUGCUGUGCUGCAGAGAUCGUAGGCAAGGUUCUGCAGCACCCAUGCAGGUAGGUUUCCUUUAGUGUGCCCAGGGGUUGGUCUGUCAGGAACCUGCAUGAUAACCAGCAGUAGGUUCAAGGCAGUAGUCUCAGCAACUGAAGUGAAUACUGAAUAGAUGGUGCCCAUUACCUGAUAUGUGGUGAAAUGACAUCUUUUUUUUUUUUUUUUUUUUUCCUAGUUCAGAAGCACGCUGAGCAAAAUUAUUGGCACUGUGCUUGGCAGUUGUGAUGAAAGUUUCUGUCAGGGGAGGACUUCAGCUCUGGGCGUUUUGCCCCUGCAAAUGUUGUAGAGUCAGUCUUAAUCCUGCUGUGAUCUUUUUCAUGUAACUUUUUCCCACUGUAACUACAAAAGUCAUUGCCAUGUAUAAAACGUUGAUUUCCAAGUGCUAUUGCUCAGUCUCAAAUUCAUGAGGCACUGUGCUGCCAGUCAGGAACUGGUAUCGUGUAGUUGCGUGGAAGUUGUGAGUUUGCAGGUAAAUGCAUUUAUUUGUGGCUUACCGGGUUUUAGUGUUGUUCUUACCACACUUCCGAGAAUUACUGCUCUAAACUUUGCCUUUCUGUAGUAACCACUAUUACCACUAUUGGAUUUUUAUAAGAUAUGAAAUAUAUUAAUAUGUGAAGUUUUUUAUGAAGUUUGUAAUGAAAUUAUAAAUGACUUUGAAAAUUUUUAUGACGAGCUUCAAGACAAUUUGACUAAAUCUAAAGUCCAGUACUUGGAACAGUAUUAUCUGAAUGUUUGGCAUACCAGUAAAGCUUAUGAAAUAUCAGCAACUGGCAUCAGUUGUUGGCAAAGGUGUUCUUUUGGGUAGCUUCUCUGGAUCAUAUACAGAAUUUGUGUAGAUUCUACAGACCUGUAGAGGAUUUAGAAGUGAUGGAGCAGUAGUAAUGCUUGUCUUUGUCUCAUGACCAGCAAAAGAUGAGUGAUCUGGGCCUUGUAAACAGUUAAGUGUUUGGGAUCCAAUUUUUCAUCAUUCUCUCUCCCACCUGGAACAGUUCUCCCACUGUUUCAGUUUUAAAAAUUGUGUACUGGAUAUUAAAUAUGUAUGAAUAGUUCAGUUUGGACAGUUUCUGGACACAUCCGGUUUUAACAACUUUGCACAUUAUAAACCUUUUUUGUGUUACGGGAUAUUUGAGGUUGUGUAGUGUGGUGAUGAAGAAUUUGGACUGGUAAGGACCACUUGGGAGGUUAUCUGGUCCAGUUCCCUGCUGUAAGCAGAGCUAGCUUUGAAGUCAGAUCCGUGUGAGUUUUGAAAGUAGGCAAAGACAGUCAUUCUUCAGCUGUGGUGCUUGAGCCUUCUCGUUUCUGCGCUUAUUUUCCUCAUCUCCAAUUGAGUUUUCUAUGUUGCAGGCGUUGGCUGUUGCUGAAGGUAAGUGGAGGACUGCAGUUAGUGCCUCCUUUAGCCUCCUGUUGUCCAGACUGAGGAAGUAUACUCCCCUCAGACUUUAUAGUGCUGUGCUCCGGGUGCCUCAUGAUUUUGUCGGCACUCUGCUGGACUGUUGAGUUUGUCAUAUAGUGAGGGUUCAAAACUGGACACAGUAUUUCAGAUGGGGCCUCACAAGUGCUCAUGUAGUUCUGUGGCAAGUCAAAAACAGACCAGGAAGCUCAUUCAAAUUGAAACAGAUCAAUGUAUUUUGUCAAAUCAAUUUUCUUUGCUAGUUCAAAGCCCAGAGCUGAUGUGAGGAAGGUGAACAGGAGAGCUUCAGGGCAGCGUGUUGGUUUGUGCUGCGGUUUAACUUGGACUGUUGGAAGGAGGAUGGAGGCUUUCAGGCCGCACGGUAGCAGCGCCUCAAAGGAUUGACCUGCAUAGCUGGUAGUUCCUUGCCAGCUUAAUGGCUUUCGCUCUCUUAUAAUCUGUUUGAGAGUGUGCAAUAAAGGGCAGCCUGGUUAUUUCCUAGCAAUUAGCAGGGAUGUUGUUACAAAUAGGCAGUAUGCCUUCUCCAGGUACCAUGAAGCAAGUUUCAGGGAGUAUCAGUUGGGUAGUGACUACUAAUUAGUUAGGCAUUGACACUUGGUAAAUCAGUUGGAUGCAUUAGCAGGGCUGAGUUUGAAAAACGGAAUGUUGCAUUUAAAUUAAAAGACACCGUUGAACUGUGCUGCUGAUAAUGAUCUGUGUUGGGGUACAGUGUGGCAGAUACCCAUGAGGCUGUGCGGGUGUUUCUCCCCAGCUGUCUCUCUCACUGGGGCACACAGCUAGGCCUCACCAGGCCUCGUGCCACUGCCCAUGGGCCGAGACCCCAGCCAGCUGAGCCAAAGCCAGAAAUGAGCCUGCGCCAGUGGUCUCCAGACAUUGUCAGUCAAACACACCUAAUAUAUGAAUAUUUAUUUAUAAAUUAUAUACACAGACUGCUGAAGUUGUAAUGUUUUCUUCCCGUGCGUCCCCUGGGUUGCACUCAUAGUGCUUAGCAGGCCACUGGUCCGCACCGUGCGGCUCUCAUCUAGUUCUCACUCACUGUGUAGAGUUAUGUUUUCAUGCUGUCUUGGUAAUGUGAGUUGUACGCAUUUCAUACAUCAGUAAUUUUGUCCACUGUGUUAACAAACACUACAUUUGUUUAACUUGGGUAUCAAAAGACAAAAAGGACAGUUGGAAAGAAAAAGCAGUAAGCUUUUCUACUGUUUGUGCUGGAACAAGCACAUUGGGGAAAUUUCAUGGGGUAGGCUAAUGUUUAUUUUACACUUUCAAAUGACAAUUUCUGUCAAGGUCACAUGUUGCUCAAGUGGCCCUCUUUUACAGAAAGACUGCACAGAUAGCUGUACAAGAAUUUAAUUUGUACACCUUUUUUGUUGCUGUCUGAAGUUAGCAGAACACAAAUGGUCAUUGAAAAUUGGCAUCAGUUAGAAAGAAUUAAAUGUGUAGUUACGUCGUUAGGUAGACCUUGGGUACACGUUGUGAAAUGCUAACAGAAUUUGUUCUAAAUAGGUAGUGAGCUUAUGUGACUUGGUUGUGAACUUGACUCUUCCCUCACAGACCACUUGUAUGUGUGAGUGGUGUUCCAGCUGCGUGUUGGUCCUGUGGUAUUUCACAGACACACUGCCAUCCGGCAUCACACCAGUGUGGUGUUACACAACCCUCACUGGGGGGAUGUUGAGGUGGUAGUGAUGUAUUUUUUGGUUUAUUUGUGGUUUUCAAAGUGUUGAGAGUACAGCAGCCUCUUCAACUGGACGCUGCUGUAAGAAUUCUGCUAGCGAUGGCAAAAAUUUUGGUAGAGCAUGUUAGUUGUACUGGGAGGACUGGUAGUUGCUCAUGGAGUUUACAAAAAUGUAGCUGUUUUCUUCAUUUUUGUCUUUAUUGUCUUGUAAACUGAUAGGAGCUUACAGUAAGGUAGAUUUUUCUUGUGUAGUGAAUAGACAGUAAAAACACAGCAAUGAAUUUUUCUAAUGAAGUGAGCUAAGUGUUUAGCAGAAGGGCUGAAUAGUAGAAAGCAUGUAUUACCAUUCCGAUUUUUUCUCCUUGGCAUUUUCCUGCUGUUUUUUUUUUUUUUUCCUCUUGCAAUUUUUAUAAACACAAGUUUUCCAGAGUUUGGUGAACUUAGCAAAUUCAUCUCAUUUGUGUUAGUAGUUUUAAUACCCAUCGGAGUAGUGGUUGAACAAAAUUCUGUGCAGUCACUUGGACUUUCCCACAAUGUUGUCAUGGAUGAUGAUGAUGAUGAAUCCUGUCUCCUUGAUCUUAUUGGGGACCCACAGGCACUGAAUUAUUUUCUGCAUGGACCUAGUAGUAAAUCUAGCAACGAAGACUUGACAAAUGCAGAAUAUUCUGUAGCCAACUCAAAUUCCAUUUUCGCCAACUCCAAUAACACUGACCCUAAGUCGUCUGUAAAAGGUGUAAGCAGUCAGCUUGGAGAGGGGCCUAGUGAUGGACUGCAGCUGUCCAGUAGCCUUCAAUUUCUUGAAGAUGAACUUGUAUCUUCUCCUUUACCUGAUCUUAGUGAGGAUCAACCUUUUGAUAUUCUUCAGAAGUCCUUGCAGGAGGCCAAUAUUACUGAACAGACUUUGGCAGAAGAGGCAUAUUUGGAUGCCAGCGUAGGUUCUAGUCAACAGUUUGCACAAGCUCAGCUUCAUCCUUCUUCAUCAGCAUCCUUUACUCAGGCUUCUAAUGUUUCUAAUUACUCAGGUCAGACGUUGCAACCUAUAGGAGUUACUCAAGUGGUACAGCAACCUGUUGGAGCAUCUUUUGCAAGCAAUACAGUCGGCGUGCAACAUGGCUUUAUGCAACAUGUUGGAAUUAGUGUUCCCAGCCAGCAUUUGUCUAACAGCAACCAGAUUAGUGGUUCUGGGCAGAUACAGCUAAUUGGUUCAUUUAGUAAUCAGCCUUCCAUGAUGACCAUUAAUAACCUCGAUGGAUCUCAGAUAAUACUGAAGGGCAAUGGUCAGCAGACACCUGCAAACAUGAGCAGUAGCCUCCUGGUUCAUAGACAAACUCCUAAUGGUAACUCACUGUUUGGGAACUCAAAUACAAGUCCUGUAGCACAACCUGUGACGGUUCCGUUUAACAGCACAAAUUUUCAGACAUCCGUACCUGUCCAUAAUAUCAUAAUUCAGAGGGGUUUAGCACCAAAUUCUAACAAAGUACCCGUUAAUAUCCAACCAAAGCCUGUCCAGAUGGGUCAGCAAUCUGCUUACAAUGUGAAUAACUUGGGAAUACAGCAACAUCAUGUACAGCAAGGGAUUCCGUUUGCUUCUGCAAGCUCACCUCAGAGUUCAGUAGUUGGUCCUCAUAUGUCUGUUAACAUUGUUAAUCAGCAAAAUACAAGAAAAUCAGUUACACCUCAGGCAGUUGGUAACGCUGGAGGUAGUAUUGUUAUCCAUUCUCCCAUGGGACAGCCUCACGCACCUCAAAACCAGUUUCUCAUACCUACGAGUUUGUCUGUUAAUUCUAACUCAGUUCAUCAUGUCCAGGCCAUAAAUGGACAGCUUCUUCAGACUCAGCCUUCCCAGUUGGUUCCUAGCCAAGUGUCUGCUGAGCAUGUAAUGCUCAACAGGAACUCCACAAACAUGCUGAGAGCCAACCAGUCGUAUUCCGGACAGAUGCUGAAUAAUCAGAACACAGCUGUUCAGCUUGUUUCUGGCCAGACCUUCACAGCUCCUGGAAACCAAGUUAUAGUAAAUCACGGAACUUCACAGAUUGUUGGCGGACAGGUGCCACUGCAGCAGGCGUCACCAACAGUGUUGCAUUUGUCACCUAGUCAAGCUAAUGCUUCUCAAGGUAGAUCGGGUUUUGCGACAAUGUCACCUGGGCAAUCUACAGUCUCAAAUAUGUCAGCUUCUAAUCGAUUCGCCGUUGUAAGUUCUUCUGGUUCAGUACAUCCUAGCUUGGGACCAUCGGUUCAGUCUGUUGCAUCUGGAGGAAACUUUACUGGAGAUCAGCUCACACAGAACAGGACUCAAGUUCCCGUCAGUGCAUCACAUCGUCUUCCAGCAUCCUCUUCCAAAUCCAUCAGCACCUUUAGUCACACAUCAGUUGGAGUAACACAGCAACAGUUCGCCUUCAGUCAGAAGAAAGGUAUGAACCAGACGUCACCAGUUUCUGCAUCAAAGGCUCAAGAUAAUUUGAGACAACAUCAGCUGUCAAGCCUUCUGAGCAACACGCUAUCAGGGCAGGACUCUGGAGGAAAAAUCAUACAGCAAUCUCUAGGAACAUCGCAAGAAAAAGGAGUAGGAUCAUCUUCAGUUCAGUGUAUACAGGUGGAUGGUCAUUUAGUUGGACAGAAACGACCUGCUGCUAAACAGUUAACUAAAGGAGCUUUUAUGCUACAGCAGUUACAGAAGGAUCAGAUGCAAGCUGUGACACCAGAUAAAAGUCAGUUCAGAUCAUUAAAUGAUGCAGUUCAGAGACUCCUUUCAUAUCAUGUGUGCCAGGGGUCGCUGCCAACUGAGGAAGACUUAAGAAAAGUGGACAGUGAAUUUGAAUCUGUAGCUACACAGCUACUGAAGAGGACACAAGCUAUGCUGAACAAAUACAGAUGUUUACUUAUAGAAGAUGCAAUGCGGAUAAAUCCAUCUGCAGAAAUGGUUAUGAUUGAUAGGAUGUUUAACCAGGAAGAAAGAGCGUCUCUGACCCGAGAGAAGCGUCUUGCACUAGUGGAUCCUGAUGGUUAUCAGGCUGAUUUUUGUUGUUCUGCCAAACAAUUUGAUAAAACAGCUGAUGAAGCACAGACCAGCAAAAGUGACCAUCAGUCUAGCAAAACAUUACCUUCUCGAAGUCAGACUACCAAAACCCAAGCCAGAGACCGACCAAAAUCCAGCUCAGCAGAGUCCACAAAUCACAGUAAACUUCCUCUAGUGCCUAACAACAUUUUGACAUCACAAGAAGGAACUACUAAAAAAUCGGAGAGCCUCACUAAAGCUUUAAAGUUUGAGAAAGCUAAUUGUUCUUCUGGGAGCCAAUACAAGGCCCUUUCUGAAGAAAAGGUGGCUGGUAAAGUUCUUACCAAGUCAGCUGAGAAUUCUUUGAGUUCUGAAGACUUGUCAAAAACUGUAUCAAGAGGCAAUCAUGGAACACACAAUAAAAUAUCAAGGAAUACAGUCCAAUCUUUCUCAAAGGUAACAUGUAAUAAUUCCUUCAAAGACAAAAGUCUGAGGAGCCCUCCAAAGAAUGAGGUUUUACAUCCUGAUAACAUGAAAGGCUCCAGUGAACCCCAGCAAGACUUACUGCUGAAUAAGAGUUUAGAAACGACAUUUAAGAAUAUCUUGGAACUUAAAAAAACCGGGAGACCGACACAAAAUGAGGCAUCGAGUAGUGGCUCUGUUGACUUAGAAUUUCCUAAUUUUUCACCUCUUGCUUCACAGGAAAACUGCUUGGAAAAAUUUAUUCCAGACCACAGUGAAGGUGUAGAAACUGACUCUAUUUUAGAAGCAGCUGUAAAUAGUAUCUUAGAGUGUUAAUAGUUACAAUACCCUGGAAAAGUUAUGUUUCUCUUAGGAGAAGCAAAUGUGAAUGACACCACAAGUACAGCCUGACAUACAUUUAAGGUUAACCUUUCUAAACUAGAUUCUGUUCUGUGUUUGAGAGCAAUACUCAUUGUGGUUACAGUGAGAUAGCCAAGUAAAGUUAAUCCUUGUUAGAAUGCAGUCUGUUAGGGCCUUACUGUUUCAAGUAUUAUUAUGAUAGUGCUUUUGAUAAUUGUGCAGUCCUGCAGCGUAACAAGGUUGCAGGUCGUUAGGCCCUAUGUAAUAUGGUAAUAUACUGACAAUCACAGUCAUUUGAAAGGAUAUAUUUAUUAAGAAAACUUUUUUUUUUUUUAGAAGUGAUGGAAGCAACAAUUCUCCCCUACCCUUUUCCACAAAUCAUCAGAUUUUUAAGUUGUUCUGGAAAACCCACUGUACCUCUAUUCAGAAGUGAUAAUUUGCUUUGUUAUGGAAUCUGUGUUCUAGGGGUCUUAAGUUGGAAGGAUGUCAUCACUGUGUUAACAAGAUUUCAUAAGUUGAACUGAAAGUGCUUUUCUAUUGCUUUUUGAGCAGAAACUAGUACUUGAUAUAUUUGUAGUGGGUAAGUUUAGUCUGUGAGAUGAUAUUAUAUGGUCUUAGUCACAGUGGCAUGAUAUGAAGUAAUAAAUGCUUGACUAAGGAAGGUAGAAUGGAAGCCAGUAAAUGGCUUCUUGUGUACAGGAUGAGGCCAUGAUAGAGCCAUGAAUUUAUAUAUAUAAUACAUAUAUAUUAACCCUUCCUCAAGAGAUAUCGCAUUUUAUAAUUGGAUGUAGUCAGCCUUGAGUCUUUCUGAAGUGAUAUAAUUUUUUUAUUGUUUUUUUCUUUUUUUUUUAUUUUUAGACCAAGUGUCAGAAGCACUUUUAUUUGAAAACUGUUAAGAUAUUUGUAGCUUAUAUUUUAAGAGGACAUUAGCCUUACUCUGAAAAAAUUUAAAGGCCAGUGUUUAUUUUUGAUUUUUUUUUUUUGCUUUUGCUGUCAGAGAAUGUUGAAGCAUCCACUGUAGCAGUCAUAAUUAUCAAGAUAUGUACAGACCAAAGUUGAUCAGCAGUCCCAUUGUUAAAACAUAUCUAAAAGUGUGUAAUUAUUAAUUCAUAUUGUAGAGCCAAGUGAAACUAUUGCAUGGUUUGCAUUUGGCUUGCUGUCAUAUUGGUAAGAUAGAAUCUUAUUAUUUUAUUUAUUUAUUUUAAUCUAUGACGUCUUUCUUUUUGCUGCCCAUGCUGCUUUUUCUUAGUUUGCUUUGGUCAUGAGUGCUUUCUCGUGCACAUAAAUGCGCUGACAUUAGUCUCGUGCAUGUAGUACGUAUGUCUGCUCAGGAGGAUACAGCUUUUGUGAUUUCUAAGGUAUGCUUAUGUUCUCCCCCAGACCUCCCUUCCAGUUUCUUAGAAAUUACCAGUCAUUUUCCAGACUUAAUGAUUACAGUCUUCGUAAUCUAGAGGCUCGUUGUGACAAGCUGUGGUUGUCAGUUAGAUUGCCAGGAAGGAAAGCAAAAGGUAGAGUUUUGCUGUCACGUAAUUCAGUCCAUCUGAAUAGUGUAGAAAGAAAGCAGAAUUAUGUCCUUGGGACAGUGACAGAUUACAGCGUAACUCAGUAUUGAGCUACAGUCCACUGUCUGACCGCUAAAGGAAACCAAAUCUAGAAAGGAACAUGAGAAAGAUGAACUUGUUUAAAAUUCAUUUUCCCUUUGAAGUGGAUGGAAAUACUGUUGUUUUUUUUGUAUAUUACUAGUUGCCAUUUAAAAAAAUUGUGCCAAUUUUAAAGUACAUGUUUGUAAAACCCGACAUUCCCGAGUGUUGUGUAAAAUAUUCAAAGUAAUAACAAGUAUUGCCAGUUUUAAAUUUUUAGCUAAGUAUCCAUAGAAUAGACUCUCAGGCAGUUAUUUGUUUUCUUAUGGACGAAACUGACGAUUUGUCUUCACCUGUUGCCUUUUUAGAUUUAAUAAUAUGCUCAUGGCUGUGUAUUCUGAUGUGUAUAUACUUUAUGAUUUUGGAAAUUUAACCAUUCUAAACCAUCUGGGAAGAAAAACAGUAAGUUACACAGCUGUAUGCUAACUAGUUAAUUCUUUUCUUUCAUAGAGGAAAAAAAAGUUGCACAUUUGUUGAAACGCUUUUUGUGCCACCUCAAAAAUGGGAACAGCGUCUGUACAGGGAACACAUAAUCGAUGUAUCAGGCUGUGUGUCUUCUCUUGGCUCUUAUUUGGGGAUGGGGGACAAUAACAUUGAAAAGGACAAAUUGCAAAAAGUAAUGAUUGACCUGGUUAGACACAUUUCCCUGAACUACUUAUGAGAGGAACCCAUUGAAUGAUCCUAGCAAGGUAAAUGUUAGCUCGAUCAUGUUCUGUUGUUCACUCCUUUGAAUUCAGUUCUAAAGGAAUUCUGGUACGUGGUGAAGCAGGAAAUGAAAGACUUGUACUUUUGUUGUGGGUGUUUUUUUUUGUUUUGUUUUUUUUUUUGGAAGAUGUCUAGAUUAAUCAUAUGGGCUCAAAUCCAGCAAAGUAUUGUGAAUGUGCAUGACUUUAAACAUGUUUUCAUUAUUUUGCUGGAUCGGCAUUGUGUUUUCAAUGUUAUUUAAUACUGCCUAAUAUUAAAACAAAUUUUAAACUGGCAAUUAAGAUGUUCAUUUUGAAGAUUUUAGUAUAAUUUAUCUGUUAGAUUAGGGAGGCCUUACAGACUGACUUCACUUAAAGAGGAUGUGUCACUUAUUGUCAGUGUGGUAUGGACUUUAUUUGCUUAAAUACCUUCAUUUGUAAAGUAUGUCUCACUUGAAAUUGCUUUGUAUACAUUUUGUAAAAAUAUUUAUAAAAUGUUUUGUAAAAAAAAAAAAAAAGUAUAACAAAUUGCAGUUUAUUUUGUUAUGUUGGAUAAAUACUGUUAAAAGACACAAGUCAGUAAAUAUAUUGUUAAUCCAUGGAUAGGAAAUGUUUAGUUGGAGAUUACAAAUUGAAACAACCAUUGCAAUACAGCCAAAGAUUUGGGAAAAAUG
Numida meleagris (helmeted guineafowl) is the source of this 10305-nucleotide messenger RNA. RefSeq names its product BRD4 interacting chromatin remodeling complex associated protein like (gene BICRAL). The transcript has 12 exons. The record is from RefSeq and is a predicted model, not a curated record. NCBI's taxonomy places the organism in Eukaryota, Metazoa, Chordata, Aves, Galliformes, Numididae. Gene Ontology annotation, biological process: positive regulation of DNA-templated transcription. The coding region runs from base 4033 to 7284 and encodes 1083 amino acids. Gene Ontology annotation, cellular component: SWI/SNF complex.